GUUGCGCCGACGUGCAUACAAUAUAAGAAUCGGUAUCUUUGCUUCCCUAUGUUAUGCUAAUUCCAUGACAUUGUUUGUGACAUCUUCACUCCUUUGAAAGGUUUUCCUUCACGAUGGUUCAGGUAAACCCAGAGCGAUUGACUGCUAAUGAGAUGAAAGAGGAAGAAUCCCUAUCCGAGGACAUGAUCGAUGAAGAAGUGAGUCCGAGGGAAGAGAUCAAGGAUAGUCCAACCAGGCUUGCAUCUCAGGAACAUUCCCGACCAGAAAGAUUUGAGGGACACAACAUGGCUCCGAAGAUUGAUGUUCCUAACGAAAGCACAGUACCUGAACAGCAAAAUGUUCCAUAUACAUCGUUCUCCAAGUGGGAGAAAAGACAUCUCGUUUUGAUAGCCACAUUCGCCACUUUUUUCUCCCCUUUUACAACUCAAAUCUAUUUCCCAGCUAUCAAUACCAUUGCUGAAGACUUGCAUGUCACUAGUAGUCAAGUGAACUUGACAGUUACAACUUACAUGAUUUUCCAAGCUAUAGCUCCGGCUUUCAUUGGUGGUUUCUCAGAUACAGCGGGUCGUCGCCCGGCUUACAUUAUCUGCUUCACUAUCUACAUCAUAUCGAACAUAGCUCUCGCUCUCCAAAACAACUAUGUCGCUCUCCUCAUUCUCCGUAUGGUGCAAUCAGCCGGUGGAUCCGGUACUGUUGCUUUAGCAAAUGCCGUAGUAGCUGACAUUGCCACUUCUGCUGAAAGAGGAAUUUACAUUGGUUAUGCAUCCAUGAUGGCUGGGUUUGCACCCGCAGUCGGUCCAAUUCUUGGCGGUAUCAUAUCCCAAUACACCAGCUGGAAAUGGAUUUUCGGAUUCCUAGCUAUCUUCUCCAUGGUAUUCUUCAUUCCUCUUCUUCUUUUCAUGCCCGAGACCUGCAGGGAAAUAGUAGGCGACGGAUCAAUACCACCACCCAAAUGGAGUCGUUCACUCACCAGCAUACGUAAAGAACGUAAAGUUUUGAAGCAGGGCAUUACUCCCGAUUACUCAAAACGAGAUGAAUUGGCCGCAGCUCAAAAACUACGCUUUCCAAAUCUAUUGGCAACAUUACAAAUAGUAGCAGAGAAAGAAGCGGCACUUUUGCUAUUUUAUGCUGGAAUUGUCUAUGCAGGUUUCUAUGCGGUCAUUUCUGGAAUGCCAUCUCAAUUCCACGACAUAUACGGCUAUGACGAUUUAAGAGUCGGUCUCAUGUACCUUCCCAUCAGUGGCGGAUGUUUCCUCGCAGCUUUCACACAGGGUAAAAUAAUCGACUGGUCCUAUUUCCGAGAAGCUCAUCGCUUAGGAAUCACAGUUGUGAAGUCCCGACAACAAGAUCUAUCUCAUUUUCCCAUUGAAAAAGCACGGUUGCAAGUAGGGUUUCCCAUGAUUUUACUUGCGAGUUUGAGUACUAUUACCUAUGGAUGGAUAAUGGAUUUCCGGGUAAAUAUUGCAGGACCUUGUGUAAUUUUAGUGGUGCUGGGUUACACGUUGAUUGCCAGUACGCAGGCUGUUAGUAUCCUGAUUGUGGAUAUCAAUCCUGGGGCUGCGGGGACGGCGACGGCAGCUUUUAAUUUAGUAAGGUGUCUCUUGGGGGCAGGAAGCACGGCUCUGAUUGUACCGAUGGUGGAUAAAAUGGGUUUGGGAUGGGCAUAUACUUUUAUUGCGUUGUUGUAUGUCGUUUUGAGUCCGAUGUUGUUUGCGGUCAUGAAAUGGGGGCCGGAUUGGAGGAGAGAGGGUAGGGAUAAACAAAGGAUUGAGGAAGAGAGAAAGAAAGAAGAAGCCGUGAGGGAUGGCCAGGCUUAGAAAGACCUCGGUGAUGGGUAAAAGGAGGCGAAAUGUUGUACUGGUGGGGUUUGAUUGACUUUGAUGCUCCGAGAAAGCUGAGCUGAAGAUGCAGAACAUUCACAAAUAGACCUUCCAUUUUCAGCCAAAACAGUACAAGUUAAGGA
Botrytis cinerea B05.10 is the source of this 1963-nucleotide messenger RNA. RefSeq lists its product as hypothetical. Bases 114 to 1817 code for a protein of 567 amino acids. The record is from RefSeq and is a predicted model, not a curated record. Gene Ontology annotation, molecular function: transmembrane transporter activity. NCBI's taxonomy places the organism in Eukaryota, Fungi, Ascomycota, Leotiomycetes, Helotiales, Sclerotiniaceae. Gene Ontology annotation, biological process: transmembrane transport. The transcript has 2 exons.